Molecule: messenger RNA, 2141 nt
Organism: Bacillus rossius redtenbacheri
Lineage: Eukaryota; Metazoa; Arthropoda; Insecta; Phasmatodea; Bacillidae
Exons: 5
Coding region: 381-1259 (292 amino acids)
Molecular function (GO): acyltransferase activity, transferring groups other than amino-acyl groups
Source: RefSeq, a predicted model, not a curated record
AGUUCAGGCGUAGCAGCGAGGCCAAGUGGCGCGACACGAGGGCUCCUCGCUAUAUAACUCCCGCGGCGGCCAGCGCCGGCCCACUCCAGGCUCGACUCUCAGUGGCGUGCGAAGUGCGUGCGAGCGGGGGGGCUGUAGGGCCUACUGACGAACAUAUUCCAAGUCCCCCCUCCCCCCCAGGAGUCAGGCUCCGAGUAUCUCCUGGUGGGAUUUCAUUUCAUUUCGCAGCUCCCCCUUUUUUGACAUAAUUUUUUUUUACAUUUUUUUCCCUUCGUUUAUCACUUUUGUGCUUCCUAGCUUUUAAACAUUGACUGCAUUUUAUAUUGUGCACACAACCUGCAAAAAAAAAGUUCUUUUUGCAUCGCACCGGGUGCAAAGAGAUGGAAUUAGUUCCCGAGGGGAAAAACUUUCGAUUGGUACAAGAAGAAGAACUGCCCGAAAUAUUGGAAUUCGUCGAGAAAUACUUACCCGACUCUCUUAAGUUCCACCAGACUCUGAAGACGUACCUGAACGACCGCGUAUGGGACUUCUACUUCUACGUGAACAAGGCCUGGCCCGAGGAGCCCGUCGCUGUGCACUUCCCUGGAAUGACUCUGUCGCCCAAUGGCAGGACCUAUGAGAGCUUCAGCGUGUUCUGCCCGAGCGACGAGCUGGACAACCUGCGCCAGCUGCAAGAGGAGGACGUGCUGGUGGACUGGAGCCAGCCCAUAUACCUCAACUUCACUCACCACAAGAUUCUGGAGCGCCUCGAGGACUAUUACGAGGCCAUCGGCACCCUGGAGAAGGUGUGCGGUGACGUGUAUGUGUGCUCAGAUCCGCCUGUGGAUAUGCAGCUCGACGAGCUUUGCCCUGAAGAAGCGGAGCUGAUGCAGCUGAAACCCCAGCAUGCCAAGGCCAUCCACGACUUGUACCCGGCCAACCACAUGGAGUGCGUGGAGAUAUUCGAGAAGCUCAUUAAUGCACUACCCGCCUACGGGAUCUUCUCGAACGGGGAGCUGGCAGCGUGGAUGGUGCAGUCCUACUACGGCGCCAUGUUCUCCAUGCAGACGCGCCCCGAGUUCCGGCGCAAGGGCUACGGCAUCCACCUGGCCAAGUUCCUCACCAACGUGGUGAUGUCGCGUGGCUACAUCCCCUUCGUGGUGAUCCGGCCUGAGAACGAUGCCUCCCAGAGCCUGUACGCCAAGCUUGGCUUCGAGAGGCACUACCAGAUGGUGCGUGCCAUCUUCCGGCCCCACGGCCACAAGGCUGAUGGCGACUGAGCGACGACCGCGGGACGCUUCGCACGGACGGUCCGAAACAAAAGCAUUUCUGCACCUUCUCUCUCGCUUCAGACACGGCAAAACAAAAACUUACGAGUCCUUGUAGCAUUUCUUUCGAAAACACGCGGCCACGCUCGCAUGGGGUUCACUCUGGUAAUUUGCGACAAAAAAUAUACACUUUUCUCUCCUGUGAUAUUUUUUUAAAAAAAUGCCAUGUUUGGCUAUCGAAUGUGAUGACUGGCUUCACGCACUGAUCUCCCAACAGACAGCUGAAGUGUGUCUAAUAUAUUUUAGUAGCAAUGCUGUCCAUUUGAAUGUCAAGCAUGUAUGCUACUGGGCUCAUCACAAUCAGUAGUUUAAAACAUAGGUACUAUGCGCAAAGAAAGUUGCCUAGAUGUGAAUUGAUAUAUUCACUUUGUGACAGUUAUAUUUUUGUAGAUCUGAAGUUCAUAAUUACCAGAGUUUACCAGAUGAUAAAGCUCAAGAUGAUAUGAAAUGUCACAAGAAAUGUAAACACAGAGAUGACAAGUACUGUACCCACUAUUGUAGGUGAACACAACAAUAGUGAUGUCAGGCAUCGGAAGAGGGUAUUUCAUUUUUUACUAUUUUAUCCAAAAUAAGUAAUGUUAUAAAAUUUUGUUAAUCUCAUUAGAUUGAUAACCUAAAUUUGUUAGAAUGUUCCUACUGGUGUGACAAGGUAGUUUGAUAAACUGUACUUAAAAAAGUUCUGUGAUUUACGAGCAGUUUUGUAAUAGGUUGAGAAGUUGUGGUUAAUUUUUUUUUUAAUUCACACAUGUUAGCUUAUGACUGGUGUGCAAAUGUGAGUAUGUAUGUGUAAUAUAUGGAAUGAAAAAAAGAACCAUCGUUGCCACUUGUAUAACA